GGAUAUCACUCUCUUCGCCAAAUUUGUUAAACUUCCGUAACGUCCUGUUAAUAAACAGUAACAACAUGGAACAAAAUCCACCCAAAGACCACAAAAUUGUUGACAAAGAUACAAACAAUUGUAACUACGACUCUUUUAGAGUUUCGACGAAUUUGGAGGUGGAUCCUGAUUUGAGACAUAAUGAUGACCGAACUGGAAACGAUUUCGGAGCACAGUCACAGAAUAGUAGUUCCGACGAAAUAGUGGAUUCAAGUCAUAAUAAUAAUAAUAAAGACAAUGACGUCAAUGUCAAUGAUGAUUGCCACAUACUCAGACUCAGAGACAGUGUCAAGGACUGUCACUCGCCCCACAGUCUUGCUCUGUGCAACAACAGUAUCCCAAGUACAACUGCAGUCAUGGAUGAUACUCGGUCUAAUACUAAACAUUGUCGAUCCACUACUCCUACAAAUCACACAUCAUCAGAACAUGAUAUUGACGGAAAAUCCAUUAACAAUGGAAAAUCGACAAUAAUGACACAUGAGAUUUUAUCUGUACUAAGCAAAAAUGAAGGGGAAAGCUCUGAAAAAGAACAAGCCAUGAUUUCCUCUCAAAAUAUUAUAUGCCCUAGAGUGAACUGUCCAGAGAAAAUAGUUAACUACUUUCUUAUCUUCCUUUAUUUUUUAUAAACAUUGUAUUUGAAUUAAUUGAAACUUUCAGACUGCCAAGUGAAAGUCUAAAAUGGUGUUUUCCAACAUGGGGCAUAUGCCCCACAGAAUAGAAAUUUAAAUAUUAGGAUAGGCCAUGGAGGACAUCUUUAGUUUUUAGUCUCUAAGAUAGGAGAUGUAUUGUUUCAAAUUGAUAGUGAACAUUGUUAGGUAGUGGCGUAUUUAGAUUAUUUGGUUCCCAGGGACACGAUUCAUUAUUAAUGACUUCUGAAAACCAUUAUUUUUAUCAUUAAAAUGCAAUCAGAGCUCAUUUUGGCACCCACAAUCACAAAUAAUCUUUGGCCUGGGAACAUCUGUCCCCCCCCCCCCUUUUUUUUUUCCAUUUAGCUACCCUGCUAAUAUUCAGGACACUUUUUAAAAUAAAUUUAACCACUGAUAUUGAAAUUGUCAUUUAUUAAUUUCUUAAAUAAUUUUUGGGCUGGGAAAAUCUGUCCCCCCCCCCCCUUUUUUUUUUCCAUUUAGCUACACUGCUAAUAUUCAGGACACUUUUUAAAAUAAAUUUAACCACUGAUAUUGAAAUUGUCAUUUAUUAAUUUCUAUAAAUAUAUAUUGUAAUUUUGACCUAAUCCAGUGUGAGAAAUUAAAAUGUGAUCUUCCUGAUGGCGGCCUGCAGCCCAUAUGACUUAGCUCUUCCACUUAGGACAAGUUUGGGAGGAGGGUGGCAAUUUUAACCAUUUUAGAUUUUCAGGGGGAAACACUGGUCUUAAAGUAAAAGAUAAGGAUAACUUAAGGCUAGCCUACUCAAAGAAAGAAUUUUUAAAAGGCAUGACGUGAUGUUUACAGUGUAAUAAAAGUGAUUUGUGGUAAAAUUCAAUCAGAUAUCAUACUUUUAAAACUGAAGCUUUCAUUUAUUUACUAUUGAAGAUGUUAUUGGUAAAUAUAAAUUUUUCAAAUCCUUUUACUUUGUGUUUUAAUUAUUUUUCAGAUAAUAUGUCUUGACUUAAAUGAAGAAAUGGAUUCAACUAUAUUUAGAUCACGAGCAGGGUAUGCUUCAUAAAUAAAAUAUAUGCCUUUGUAACUAUAUAAAAGCUUUCUAAGCAUUAAAUUAAAUGUGAAUCAUUUUAACCUUUUUUGUGUAAAUUACAAUUCUUCUACUGAAUACAUACUAAUAUCUCAAAAUAUUUUUUUUGGCAGUGAUAAAUACUCGGGACUAGAACUUGCAAAGAGAACUAUCAAAAUGUUUGUAAUGCACAAAACUCAGAUGAAUCCAAAACAUGAGUUUGCUCUUCUUAUAUUUUAUGACGAAUCCACUAUGGUACAGUAACUUCAUUUUUUUAAUUUUUUUUUUUAAUUUUUUUUUUUUAAAUUUAAAUUUAACUUUUGUAAUUUAUAAUCACUUACUUAUUUAAACCUGGGGCAUAGGCUGUCUACAAGAAUUAAGCAUUCAUCUUAGUCCUGUGGAUUCCUUUCCACUUGAUUCCAGGUGUAUACAAUACUCGAGCUCACAUCUCCAUGUAUUCUUUGGUCUUCCUCUCUUCCUUUUUCCCAAUGGAUUCCAUGUUAGGGAUUGUCUGUUGAUGUUAUUGGGAGGGGGUGUUAUGAAAAUAAUGCCCUGUCAAUCUCCAUCUUUUCCUCAUGGUGUCUUCAGCUAUAGGCUCUUGGUGUCUUGGUAUGUCCUUUCCAAUUGUCUUUGUUGAGGAUGAUGUUUGGCCAUUUUAUGUAAUAAAAGAAGGGGGAUAACUCCUACUUAAAAGGAGAAAAAAAAAAAAAGGGUGUGGGGUGCAUGUUCUAGCAAACUGUUUUUAAUACUUCAUAGUUUCAAAAUUUUAAGGUCCAGUCUGAUUUCAUCACAUAAGUCUUGAAAAGACCUUCUGAAUUUUUUUACUGAUUCAUAUAUGGUCAGUUAGGUUUUCUGUUCUGCUAUCAGGGGACACCCAAGUAACCUUGUGGAUUUUCUUAUGAUGCCUCCAAUAUUUAGCUCAUUUGCCGUUCGGAAAUUUGCCAGUCUUUCGCCGUUUUCAUUUCUCUCUUCUAAACCAGGGUGCCCAAUAAUUUCUUCUUAUCUUCUCUUUUAUUUUCCAAAUCGUAGCAUUUAGAUCUCCCGUAAUGAUAUUUAGAUCUCUAACUGGAAAUUUUUCUAGAAUAGCUUGGAUUCUUUUGUAGAAAGCUUAUUUUUCAUCUUCCUUACUAUUGUUGGCUGGUGCAUAAUAUAUUACAUUAAUAUUUAUUGCCUUCUUCUUGGUUCGGAAUGUCACUGUAAUAAUUCUUGGACCAUGGGCUUCGCAUCCUAUCAAUGCCCCUUGUGUCAUCAUGAAAGCGAAUCCUUGUGGGUGUUGUCGAACCGUUGAAUCUGUUGUGUUGUAAUUAUCUACUCAUGGUAAUGAGUGUCUACUUGUCUGGCCAAGUCUCUCACUUGAUCCCACGAACAGUAUAGCUAAUAUUAAAAGUUAAUAAUACAACCAACGUUAACAGGUUUGUAGCUAGAUAGGAGUUUAUUUAACACUACUCCAUUAACUAUGGUUGAUGAAUAAUUUCAGAAUUGAUAAUCCAAUCACUCCAACCAAACUCUACUCAAUAUAGAAAUCCAAACAGUUCAUCCAGUAUAUCCGCCAUCAAUCUUCCAUCACAGCAUCGACAAAAACUAACGCGUCAUAUCCCCUUAUACAAUUACGUCACAACAAUCUCACCCCCACGAUAAAGCUACACAUAAAAUCUCUAACUAAACAUCUUUUCCCUAUUAAACAUGAAAACAAUGAUCUACACAUAACAACAAUGAUUCUCAUACCCUUGACAGGUGUUUUGAGCAUUUUCCUUCUCAUGUCCUGAGUAUUAGUGUUUCUUCCAAAGUUAAUUUUAAAUGCCCAGCUUGUUUCCAUCUUUUUUUCACAGAUGCGAGCAGGGAGAGCUUGUGUGUUCUCAUUUGUGCCUCCACUUGAACUGAUUUUCCUGUCUCAUACAUGGUUCUAACAUUUCACGGGCCUAUGUCUAUUGCCUUUGAAAGCGGAGUCCUUGGCUUAGAGGUUUUAAAUAUAACCUGGCUUUGGCCACAAGGCUUCAUAACUCUUCUUGGGGCGAAGACACCUCUUUUUAUCAGGGCUGAAAUUUUUUUGUUUUUUCUUCAUGUUGAUGUUUUGGUAGAAAUAGUUUUUUAAAAGUGAGGUAAUUGGCCUCACUGCACCCAGACUUUGUAUCGAUCAUGGUGGAACUUAUAAUUAUUACAUUAUAAAAAUUUAAAAUAAAUUGCAUACCAUUAUUAAAACUAUGAUUAUCCUUCAAUUUGAUAGAUAUAAGGCUGAUGAGAUGCAGAGCUUAUGUCCUUUAAACCAUACUAAGAAGGAGGCCCUAAUGUAUAUUUUUAAAUUAGUUUAUCUUGGAUAAUCACAAUCAUUUCGUGGAUUCAAAGAAAUAUGCCAGAUAGGAAUAGGAGAGAUAUAUUAAAAAUUAGCUUGGAUGUCUUCUGGGCCAGAUUUCUAUUUGACGGAUCAUUUUCUAUUGUUCUGUGCCAGGUUUCUCUGGGUGAUCAGCAGUUCAUAUUCCCUCCCUGAACUGUUCAUUUUAUUGAUGUCCUGGAAAUUUAGCUUGGCUACAUUCUUCUGACCAAGCCAUCUUUACCAUUAUCCCUGUACACUUUCCUUGUCAUUUCGAGUCAUGGUCUCGGUUCUUCGUUUUAGAAAAUGCGGUACUACAUACUACGCUAUUAGAACCACACAAAAUUUCUGUAAUUUAUCAAAAGACACCACACUAUUAGUACCACACAAAAUUCUGUAAAUUAUCAAGACACCACACUGUUUGUACCACACAAAAUUCUGUAAAUUAUCAAGACACCACACUGUUAGUACCACACAAAAUUCUGUAAAUUAUCAAGACACCACACUGUUAGUACCACACAAAAUUCUGUAAAUUAUCAAGACACCACACUGUUAGUACCAAACAAAAUUCUGUAAAUUAUCAAGACACCACACUGUUAGUACCACACAAAAUUCUGUAAAUUAUCAAGACACCACACUGUUAGUACCACACAAAAUUCUGUAAAUUAUCAAGACACCACACUGUUAGUACCACACAAAAUUCUGUAAAUUAUCAAGACACCACACUGUUAGUACCACACAAAAUUCUGUAAAUUAUCAAGACACCACACUGUUAGUACCAAACAAAAUUCUUUAAUUUAUUAAAAGACACCAUGAUUCCCCAACAUUAUUCAUCACUUUGUGUGAAUUCAAAAAUAAUUUUUAUGAUUCACCAACUUUGUGGGAAAUGAAACAUACACUUCUCUGAUUCCCCAAUUUCAUCUCUCAAUAGUUCAGCUCAGUUCAUGCCUUAAUAAAUUAUUAAUAUUGCUCUGAUAGUUGUGUUGUAAGUUUUUUUUAAGCCUUUUUAUUAACUACGCUUUUGUUUUUGGGUGGCUGUCUGGGUGGCAAAAUCUACGGAUGGCUGAUUGACCCAUUCCAUCAAGGUAUCAAGCUGAAAUUUGGCACUCAGUGCCGAUGACAUCACAUUCUAUCAAAUUUUUCAGCCCCAACCCUCAAAAAUCAAUUUUUGCUGUUUUUAAAUGGGAACACAAAGGAAAGUUACUGAUAACUGCGCUAAAUGAUAUUCUUAAAAAAAUAUUCCAAGUUCAUUUGGUGCGUAAUAUUUUAUUUUGCUUUUCUGAAAUAAUGUGGUACCAUAAAAUAAAUCUGCGGUGUAAAAGCGGGUGAGUCAUUAGAAUAUUAAUACAGUUUGGGAGCAUGAACAAAGUGUUGGGUUGCAAGUGGGGGGGGGGGGGAUUAAGGGGAUUGGAAUUUUUAUAAUGUGCUUUACUUGUAAAAAUAUUUUGUCAAAUUUUGAGACUCCCCCCCCCCCUGCUGGAUAUUACAUUUGAUAAAGGAUUUAUACAAUAAACAUUUUGUUUUUAAGAGUUGUUUGAAUGUUUUAAUUCUGUCAUAGAAAUAUCUACAACAUUUUUUUUGUAACAUCAGCAGUGUGGUAGGAAAAUAUGUGAUGAUGUAUCUAAGUCAUGAAGUUUUAACUAGGCUAGCAUUUAAGUUACAAAUAUAUAAAUAUUAUUAGUAUUAUAGAGGGUAUUUUAUUUGACAUGGCGUUGAUGGUCAUUCAGCACACAAAUUAAGAACCCAUUCUUUUAUCUUAUACUUAUAAUAAUGGGUUUGGUGAAGCAAGCAUUUUUUUUUUAUUAUAGCAAUAAAAGUAAAUAGAAUCCACUGCAUAAAUAUGGCUUUCAUGCAACAUUUUCCCCCUAUUUCUAUUCAGAUACACAACUUUACAUCAAGAGCUCAAGACAUUCUCAACACCGUUGAUGAAAGCGUCAUAGAAACACACAAAUCUGGUCCACUCAGUCUCUCACACCUCUUUGAAACCAUGUAUGGAAUUUUUUCUUUAUCGAGUGGUAUUAAAUUAUUUUUUUUUAAUAAAUAAAGGCACAAGAUAUGUUAAGGCUUGAAAAUAAAAGACAAUGCAAUUAAGUAGACAUUUUGGCUAGAUUCCUUCUUCAGCAGACAUUUUGGAUCGAUGCCUUCUUCAGCAGACAAUACAUUAACAACAGAUGAAUGUAAAUUAAAAAACAAAAUUCAUGUUUUCGAUCAUCUGAAUAAAGUCAAUGUUCAGAACAGGAAGCGUUCUAUGUUAAUUUUUAUUGUUAGAAAUGGAAGUUGAUGUAUUCAAAACUAAAACAGACAUCACACAUUAUUCUGUGGUGCAUACUAUCACGGUAAAAUAAUUUAAGUAUUAUUAAUGUAUAAAGUCUUAAACAGCAACAAUUGAGAAUAGAAAUGGAGGGAAAUAAAGGAUCUUUAGUAAGUAUUUGAUUGAUUCCAUAUAUUGAUAUGGUGCCUCGCUGGUCUAUUGGUAAAAGAAAUUAGAGUCGCCAUGGAUACAUUUGAAGUGCCCUUGUGUUUACCUCUGUUGAAAUGGGACGACACUGGGAUGGCGUGCUGUGAUCAAUAAUCUGAAGACGUAUCCGGAAAUUUGAUCGAAAGAAAUUUCGUCAACGGUAAAUUGAUCGACGGUAAUUUGAUCGAACGGAAAUUUGGUCGAAACUUUUUUCACUUUUUUACGUUAAAACUUUUGCUUAAAUUUUUUUUUCGAACGCAUUAUUGUGUUUAGCAAUAUAGUGUAGUGCGUUGAAAAAAAAAUUUUUUAAAUUCGACAAAAAUUUUAACGUCUGAACUGAAAAAAAGGUUCGACCAAAUUUCCGUUCUAUCAAAUUUCCUUCGAUCAAUUUACCGUCGACGAAAUUUCUUUCGAUCAAAUUUCCGGUAAACGUGUUCAAUAAUCUGAAGAUGUUCACUGAACCUAUUAGAUAGCCUUCUUCUCAUCUCACCUAAAGAACAGAAGCGACAUCUUCGGCACACAGAUCACAUUUUGACUAAUACAUGUGAAGCCCUCUUUUAAUUUGAUUAAGGUCCCCUUAGGGAAGCCAACGUGUUUAGUUUCCAGAAAAUAGGACCAAGUCCUACAGCGGCUUCAGGACCAAGUCCUACAGCAGCCUCAGGACCAAGUCCUACAGUGGCUUCUUGAACAAAGUUUUCAAGCCUAAACAUAUCUUGUUCCACUGUUUAUUUAAUUUACUUAAAAUUCAGUCCCGCAUAUUUCAUGUGACGUAUAAGGCUCAUUAUUUCAUGCACUGUUUAUAUGCUCAUGGCAAACCGAUGGUAUUGCUGCAAUUUGCAAGGCAUCUUCUUUCUAUUUCUUAGCAAGGAAAACAUAGAGCUGCCCACAGUUCAAGGUGAUCCAGAGGUCGUGCCCCCACCUUACAUCAUCAGAGUCAUUUUGGUUUUUGGGAGGUCACGGAGUGUGCCCACUCUCACAAGUACCCAGGUUAGCUCACUGGUUUCAAAGUCUCAGGGUGUGCCUUCCUUCUAAGGUAAACAUGUUAUAAAGGUCAGAGAUUCUCAGACUUUUUUCAGCCAUCGUCCCUUGUGGCUAUAAACUCACCUCUAGCCAAAUAUGCCAAGUAAUACAAAUCUAAAGGCCUGUACAGGUGAUCACUGAGAAUUUAGCAACCAGAUAUUGACUGUGAAUUACAUAAUGAAAUAUAGAAAACUGGACAUGUUUUUUUAAUAAACAAGAAAGCCCCUGUACCAGCUAGUCAUUGAAGGAGAACGUGACUUAUUCAAACAAGAAAGCCACUGUACCAGCUAGUAAUUGAUGGAGAACGUAACUUAUUCAAACAAGAAAGCCCCUGUACCAGCUAGUCAUUGAUGGAGAACGUAACUUAUUCAAACAAGAAAGCCCCUGUACCAGCUAGUCAUUGAAGGAGAACGUGACUUAUUCAAACAAGAAAGCCACUGUACCAGCUAAUUGAUGGAGAACGUAACUUAUUCAAACAAGAAAGCCCCUGUACCAGCUAGUCAUUGAAGGAGAACGUGACUUAUUCAAACAAGAAAGCCCCUGUACCAGCUAGUCAUUGAAGGAGAACGUAACUUAUUCGAACACAGUUGCAGCAGCCAAUCCCUUUAUAAAUAUUUUUUAAAAAUUCUUUUGACCUUUCCAUUAAUCUUUCAUCGAAACAAAGACAUAACAGUAGAGAUAAUAUUUGUAAAAUUCCGACUGUUUGCAUGAUGAUGACAUUCUCUAUCAAAGCCUUCACCCUGGCCUUGAUAGCAAUCACAUAGGCCCUGAUAGCAAUCACAUAGGCCUUGAUAACAAUCACAUAGGCCCUGAUAGCAAUCACAUAGACCUUGAUAACAAUCACAUAGGCCCUGAUAGCAAUCACAUAGGCCUUGAUAACAAUCACAUAGGCCCUGAUAGCAAUCACAUAGGCCUUGAUAACAAUCACAUAGGCCCUGAUAGCAAUCACAUAGGCCUUGAUAACAAUCACAUAGGCCCUGAUAGCAAUCACAUAGGCCUUGAUAGCAAUCACAUAGGCCCUGAUAGCAAUCACAUAGGCCUUGAUAGCAAUCACAUAGGCCCUGAUAGCAAUCACAUAGGCCCUGAUAGCAAUCACAUAGUCCUAUAUUUUCAUCACCAAAUUUGACAAACUUUAGGAUCAUUCAUAUUUACUGCAUUCAUUGAGUUCUGGGAAAUCUGUGGGCAUCUUUUAUCUCUCUUUAAUUGGGUUUUCUGUUCAAUUGCAUUGAUGUAUUGUUUUCUAUGUUUUAAAAGGUCAAAGGUCUUGCCUAGGACUAGGAUCUAUAUUUUCUGACUAAUGUCUCACCACAACUCUUUUCCAAUGCCAGCUAUCAAAUUUGUAUUUCAUUCUUUCAAAUUAUUAACUUAUUUUCAUUGUAUAAAAUGUUCUUGAAAGUACACCAGGCAACUUUUGAAAGUACACCAGGCAACUUUUGAAAGUACACCAUGCAACAUUUGGAAAGGCCACCUGGCAACUUUUGAAAGUACACCUGGCAACUUUUGAAAGUACACCAGGAAACUUCUGAAAGUGCACCAGGCAACUUCUGAAAGUGCACCAGGCAACUUCUGAAAGUGCACCAGACAACUAUUGAAAUUACACCAGGCAACUUUUGAAAGUACACCAGGCAACUUCUGAAAGUGUACCAGGCAACUUUUGAAAUUACACCAGGCAACUUCUGAAAGUACACAAGGCAACUUUUGAAAGUACACUAGGCAACUUUAGAAAGUACACUAGGCAACUUUUGAAAGUACACUAGGCAACUUUAGAAAGUACACUAGGCAACUUUAGAAAGUACACUAGGCAACUUCUGAAAGUACACCAGGCAACUUCUGAAAGUACACCAGGCAACUCGGAGAUAAUCCCACCCUCCUGGGCCAUCCUGUCCACUAUGAGAACUACUGAUCUAGGUCAUGGGGUGCGCUUAAUUCACAUCAAGAGCUCCAGAAAGUCUCAACCCAGUGGAUGAGAGUACACCGGUUUAGUCUGGCUCAUUAGGUUCACCUUUUCCACAUACAUCACAGAUUAUUUAUUUAUUUAUUUAUUUAGGCAUUUUUAUAUAGCGCUUAUCAUAAAGCUCUAAGCGCUUUACAAUUAUUAAAAAAAAGAAAUAAAAUAUUUAAAUCCAGAUGAGAUCUAGGUUUUAUAUCACAUGGUGGAUAUCAUUUUAAAUGUUGCCUCUAGGUUAACGUUUAGGGGACAAAGGCUUCUUCAUAAGUGUUUGUUUUUUUUAAACUAAUGUACUAUUGUGAAAAGAAGCAAUUUAAAAAGCCUUGCAAAUAAAAACUGGGCUCUUUCAAUAAGCAAAUUUAUCCUCUUCAUUGGUAGUAAAGUAAUGUUAUAUUCUAAUUGGGUCAGUUUUGAAUUGAACGAUUGCAGGUCAUUCUUUCUAGCUCUGUAAAUAUUUCAAAUGAAAUGCAAAGUUCAUUUUAUAGCAAUUGAGUGGCUCAGAAAGCUGAAUUUCAUAAUCAAACUUGAUUUUAAUUAAAAUUAUGAAUUAUAAUUCUUUUUCAGGCUAAGAGUAUAUUGGAGUCAUCCCCAUAUUUUUUUACUGAUGUUCUCUACAUUCAUGAGCCUCCAACUGAAGAUAAUAAAUGCGAGGCAAGUUUUAUACAUUAUAUUAAUGCUAAACGUUUUCUGUCAUUUAGAUAUUUUACUUUUAAUAUUCAUACUCACUUGUUGUUUUUUUAACUAAUCACCAUAUUUUACUCCGUUAGUAUUUAACUAAUCACCAUAUUUCACUCCAUUAGUAUUUAACUCUUACAUCCAAAACUUUUUGUAUUUGUUUGUCAUGAAUUUUGUAAUUUAGUGGGAUUAUUGUCAUCUUAGGAAAUUUUUCACUCUCUGUGUGAACUGGACCACAGCGGCUUGUCUUACAUCUUUGAACACUCAAAGUACACACAGAUCUUAAACAGUGGAGCUAAGCUGUUGCCCCACCCAUUGCAACGUCCUGGACAGAUGGAUGCCAUGUACAAAAUAAGCUCCCUGCUCCCUCCAGUCUCAACAAAGGAAGAUAACAUCUAAUUGCAAUUAAUGGCUUACAAGAAUGACAUGCUGACCUUUUGUCAAAAGAAUAAAUUGUAAUAGAGAUCAAACGUUGGUUUUGAAGGGAAAAAAAACUAGUUAAAUUUUGAAAAAUGCAAAAAAAGUUCUGCUAUCAGGUAACAGAAAAUCAGGGUAGGAUAGAUCCGAAGCAGUGGAAUGAUAUCCUUAAGACUUAUUGUGAAUUGAGAGAAAACCUAUUUCAAGACAUUGAUUUUUUUCUGGCUUCUACAAAGUCCGUAUUUUUGUGUUGGAUAUUGUUCAUAUCAAAAUGUUAAUAUGCUUCUUUGAUUCUGUUAUUGUUUGUAAAUGGCAUUUAUACGUUAUAAACACUUGAUUGAAAUGGUUAGCAUGAAUGUGAUUGCUACUGAGGUCUGUUAACGUGCUCACAGGGAAUCAUCAUGUUGAUCAAAACAGGAACACAUUUUGAAGAGUAUUGAAUAGUUCUCUUAUGAAAAGUUUGUUGCCAAUGAAGAGUGAAAGGUAUUUUAGUAAAAAUUGUGCAUAAAAGUUAUGGUUUAAGAUAAUCACAGUCAAACACAUCUAAUUUUUAAUAAUCCUUUUAAAACUGUGUUGCUGCAAGAUGGCCCAGGAUAAAAGGGUUCAGCAUGACUCAUAACUUGCUUCAUUUUCUUUCUCGGCUCUCUAACAUAGAUUUUUUUAAAGUGCUACCUUUGCAUGAGACCUGGGGUGGCCGAACAAAGCAGCUUCACAUGCCUUUUUGAUCACUAUUCAAUCCUUCACGGGCUCUAUGUCAAAGUCCUUUCAAUUAACAUAAACACCAAAUUAAAGAUGUACAGAUUAUUUAUUUAUUCUCCAUGCACAUAAUUCUCAGAUGACAACACACCUUCUUGUGUCACCAUUCACAUUGUAAGAUUUAGACGUAACUCUUUAUUAUGAAUAUUAAUUAUAUAUUUAAAUGCCCAAGAAUGUUAAUUUUUUUUGUUUACUUUUGUCAGUAAGGAUGUGUUAGAAAAAUAUGUGUAUGUGUGGGAGAUUUUUUAUGACUAUUUACAAAAGACAUUUUAAGUUUUAAUUGUGUUGCUGUAUUUGACAGAGUUAUCACUUGUGUGAAUUAAAAUAAUAACCAACAUUGGGACUAAUACUUUUACCAAUAAAAUUUCAUCUAUAAAAUUUUUUUUUCUUGCUACACAAUUAACAUUUAAUACAUUUUUAAUUUUUGAAAAUGAAACUUUUUAAACUUCUGUAACUACAAAAUAGUAAACAGAAGGAUUGAUUUAGUGCAGUGGCAUUAAUAUUUAUUUUUGUU
Molecule: messenger RNA, 11800 nt
Organism: Lymnaea stagnalis (great pond snail)
Lineage: Eukaryota; Metazoa; Mollusca; Gastropoda; Lymnaeidae
Source: the annotation of a GenBank genome assembly